Molecule: messenger RNA, 1120 nt
Organism: Neltuma alba
Lineage: Eukaryota; Viridiplantae; Streptophyta; Magnoliopsida; Fabales; Fabaceae
Exons: 1
Coding region: 109-1020 (303 amino acids)
Biological process (GO): shoot system development; root development
Source: RefSeq, a predicted model, not a curated record
CUCCUCUUUAUAUACCUUCCAAUCCCAACUGUAUGUAUCAUAAUCAUACCCCUUUUCUAGUAGCCAAAUCACCAACUGACGAGUAUAAGCUCUCCUUUUCCUCCAGACAUGGUCGGCGUUUUCAGUCGCUCUCUCAGUUUCCCAAACAAGAUUCCCAGCCGCCCGUCGCCCAAACCACGCAUUUCCCGCCACAUCAGGUCCAUCAGUCUGCCCUGCCGAUCUCACCCUCUGAUUUCCCAGAUCAAAGAUGACAUCAUCCGCCUCACCUCAUGGUCUUCUACUUCCAAACUCCACCCGCAAACAACCACCAACCUUUGCCACUCUCUGAGCCUUCUGGCCCAACUCCACAGCACCCUCCAAGAUAUCUUCCAGCUUCCCCAUACUCAGGAGUCCCUCCGCCGCCAGCCCCGCUGGGUCGAGCAUCUUCUAGAAGAUUUCCUCCUCUUCGUCGACGUCCACGGAAUAUUCCAAUCCUCUGUUCUGGCUCUCAAAGAACAGCAUUCGGCUGCUCAGAUGGCCGUAAGGAAGAGAGACCACUCCAAGGUGAUUCUGUACGUGAGGGCUAGGAAAAGGAUGGCCCGGGAGAUGGAGAAGCUGGCGUCCAAAAUCCGAUGUGUGGAGCACAAUUAUGGCGUGACGACAACGACAACGUUGGUGCCGGUUGGAGAUGCCGAGCUGGCAGGGGUGAUCGUGGAUGUUAUUCGUGUGACGGCGUGCGUUUCGGUUGCUCUGUUCAGCGGCAUCGGAUCAUCGUUAGCGUCGAGGAAGUUGUCGUGGGGGCAGCUGGUGAAGCUGUCGAGGAAAGGCAGGAGUGAGAGAAGCGAGCAGGAAGGCAUCAAAGAGCUGCGGGUGGAAAGCUUGUGCAGUCUGAAAAAGAAGGGCGACGAAGAGGUGAGAUCUGCUCUGAAGAGAAUGAGAGAUUUGGAGGGUUCUAUCAGCCUUAUUGAAACUGUUAGCGACAGAGUUUUCAGGGCUUUGAUCAACUCCCAGGUUGCUUUGCUAAACACUCGCGCGCACUAGGCAGCUCCACUGUGAUUUUGAAACCAAUGAGAAUUCUUCUUAGCUGUAUGCUAGGGCAUAUAUAUGCAAAUAUACGCAAAAAAGGAAAAUUAAAGGGAGU